Molecule: messenger RNA, 756 nt
Organism: Nicotiana tabacum (common tobacco)
Lineage: Eukaryota; Viridiplantae; Streptophyta; Magnoliopsida; Solanales; Solanaceae
Source: RefSeq, a predicted model, not a curated record
UCACAAUUUUAUAUUUUUGAUAUUAAUUGUUCAGCUCUGUAUGUGCCCCAACAUGGGAUUUUCUAUGUUACAUAGAGAAUUUUUGCAUUUCUCAACUGCUCAAAUCGGCCAUGGUGUCAAUCCUAUUAUAUUUCGUUGUCUUAUUCCUCUACUUACUUUACAAGUUGGGAAUUUGUCAGUGCAUUUGUCACAUACUGUGUAGAUGUACUUGGGCUUGCUUCUCCACUUGUUUCUCAGUCUUAGAUUGCUGUUGCACUUUCCUCUGUUUCAAGCUUCAGCAACUUCUUCUUACAACUAGAAGACGUCAAAAAUCUGACAUUGAAGGAGUAGUGAAUAUAUCUAGCACGUGUAGUGAAGAAGAAGGUGAAGGGAGCUUUUCAUCUAGAAAAAUUGAUGGGAGAAGAAGAAGAAGAAGAAGAUCGAUUAGGGAGCAUAGGAAAGAGCAUAUGAGAAAAUCUUUGAGGCCAAAGAGUCAUCGAAUGCAAGUGGAGAUUGUUAAUGAUUCUAUCCACCCAAAGAAAAGGCUCAAAUUUGGGCACAAUAAUGAGAAAAUUCGAGUGAGUAGAAGACCAAAUUUCUCACAAAAAGGAAUGUACAAGGGUUCAUCACAUCAUCCUAGGAGAACAUAGAGGAGGCUUCUCAGUCAUACUGUUUUCUAAAAUUUGAAGUUUCUUACUAGAAAUAUUAUGGACAUUUUAACCUGUUGUUAUAUGAAAUACUAUGCCUUAUUUUUCAGUUUACUAAAAUAAUCUUUUA